This is a messenger RNA of Mycetomoellerius zeteki, 516 nucleotides long. RefSeq lists its product as uncharacterized. The coding region runs from base 1 to 516 and encodes 171 amino acids. The transcript has 4 exons. NCBI's taxonomy places the organism in Eukaryota, Metazoa, Arthropoda, Insecta, Hymenoptera, Formicidae. The record is from RefSeq and is a predicted model, not a curated record.
AUGGAUUAUUCCGAAAUUUUCGAAGAUGAUUCUGACGACAGAACAACUACAUUUUCAUUAAUCGCUGGCGAGUCGACUGACAAAGGUUGUACGAAGCAUCUUGGCAUUAUUGCUAGAUAUUUUGAUAGUGAAAGGAUAAGAGAUUCAUUUCUCGCAUUAAUUCCCAUGAAAGAUGCAAAGGCAGAUGACAUUUAUGGAAAAAUUAUCAAGUUCUUCACGACACAUAAUAUUCCAUAUAAAAAGAACCUAAUCGGCUUUGCCUCUGAUGGAGUCAAUGUAUUGGCAGGCCAAAAUAAUUCUGUGAUGACUAGCUUUAGUUUAUAUGCGAAUUACGCGUGUAAAAAGCUACCUAGGGAAGUGGAGGAUUUAGUAAGAGAUGUGUAUAAUUACAUUUCUAAUAGUCCCAAAAGAACAGCUUUUUAUCAAGAAUUUCAAAAGUUUACUGAAAUUCCAGUUCACAAAAUCCUCCACCUCGCCCAGACAAGAUGGCUUUCACUUCCCAAACAGCACAAAUGA